CCCCCCCCCGCCGCGAACAUGGCCAGCGUGUCGAUGGAUUUCGCCAGGUGAGUUUUUUUGGGGGGAUCGGAAUUUUGACUAUGACGUCGGGGUGCCGGUUACUGGCCAGCACUCACUAUUGUCUCUAUUGUCUUCAUGCAUGGCUUCUGCCUUUCAUUGUUGCCUUCCGGGUUGCAUUCUUUCAUUCCCCCCUCCUCUUCCUCCAACAACAACGACAACAUCGACACCUCCCUCCAAAUCUACAACGACCUCGUGCAAUGGACCCUCCAAAAUGGCGGCCAUCUGCACCCGAGCGUGCAGAUCGCCAAAGACGCCCAACGCGGCGUGCACUUCCAAGUCCGCAAGGACUGGACGCAGCGAGUCCCCACCGACACGCACAUCAUCAAGACGCCUCUCGCCACGACCAUGUCCAACAGCAGCAAUGCAAGCUCCGUCUCCUUCAAAUCCCACGGCGUCCACCUCCCCCACGCAUUCAUGCAGGCCGUGGGCCCCAAAGAAACUACCACGUUCUUUCUCAUGGGCCAGUACCUGCGCGGCGCCGAGGGCUUCUGGUUCCCGUAUUUGAGGACGUUGCCGCGCCCGGGCACCCUGACGACGCCGGUGUAUUAUGAGGGGGAGGAUUUGGAGUGGUUGAGUGGGACGAGUUUGGUGGUUGCGAGGGAGAAGAGGGUGGAUAUGUUGAGGGAGGGGUUUGAGAGGGGGAUGAGGGAGUUGAGGGAUGCUGGGGGCGUGGAGGGGGUGGAUGGGGGGGAGUUUACGUGGGAUCUCUAUCUCUGGGCUUCGGCUAUCAUUACCUCGCGGGCCUUCUCGGCCAAGGUGCUGUGUGGAGUGAUCUCCGAGGAGGAGGCGAAGGAGGAGAAUGUCGCCGUUUUGCUGCCGCUGAUUGAUAUGGGGAACCAUCGGCCUUUGGCGAAGGUGGAGUGGCGCGCUGGGGAUGAUAAUGUCGCGUUUGUGGUCCUGGAGGAUGUGGCUGCUGGCGAGGAGAUCAGUAAUAACUACGGACCGAGGAAUAAUGAAUCAUUGAUGAUGAAUUAUGGAUUCUGCAUGCCGAACAACCCGUGUGAUCAUCGCAUUGUCAGCCUACGGGCUCCGCCGGGAAGUCCCCUCCAGGUUGCGAGAUCUCACCAGCUCCAGAUGUUCCCUGAGCUGGCCGGUGCAGAGAAGGAGGACCAUUACUACGUGUUCAAUGUCUUCUAUCCCCUCCUCGCCCCGGACUCGGCCAUGGAGCAUUCGGUCUUCUCGCCGGCCCUGCUCGACGCCGUCUCGGUGCUGGGUGCCAACAACCGCGAACUCGAAACGCUGGAGAUCACCAGCCACGCGAUCAAGAUCCCCAACGCCUACGGCAACUCGCGGGCCCUCCUGGCUGCCCUGAGCCAAGUGACCAUCGAACUCAUCACGCAUGCCCUGAAGCUGCGGUCUACCGGGUCCGACCUACAGACGCCCAAGAACCUCAAGCAGGCCCACGCGAAGGUCUACCGGGACAGCCAGAUCCUGCUGUCCGAGACGGCUCUAGUCAUCGCCACGUGGACCCUGAACCGUGCCCGGCAGCACAAAUUCACCGGCACCUGGGAGGAAACCAAACGGGUCCUGGGGGCUCAUCUAGCCCGGAUCCCUGCCGGUCGAUUCCCCCCCGAGAUCAUGUCCCGGAUCCAAAUGAGGAUCCUGGAACGGCAGUCGCUGCUGACGCACAACGGCGAGCUGUUCACGUUGAACGAGCUCCCCGACCUCCUCCCGGCCGCGAUGCAGCAACCCUGCAAGGCCUGCUUCCAGGAUGUGCUCUCGGUGUCUGAGAACGCCAUCCCCGCGCUAGCAGGCAGCGAGGAGUCGUCGCCCUUUGCGUUCCCGAUGUUCAUCUGCCUGGUCGUGGCGGUGCACCUUUCCAGCCAGUCUGCGGGGGUAUCCCUUCCCUCGAGGUUGUCUCGCUGGGCGGCCUUCCUGCUCGAGAACUACCCGCCGCCGCCGACUGAUGUGGCCUGGGCGGUGGAGGACGAGGACGACGAGUACUUACUGAGCCAGUUUGAUGCGGCGAUGGAGGACCUGCGCACGCAGAAUAAGCGGGUGUUUGUCCCCCUGGAGCGGUUCACGGGAGACUGGCAGAAGGAUGACUGGUGGCUGUCACCGAACUGGUUGCGGUGGGCGUGGAUGGUGUGGGAGCAGGAGACGGUGGGGGUGCCGGAGAAGCCGCUGGGUUUGUUGGCGGGGGGGGGGAGGGGGCAGGUGCAGUUGGCGACGGAGACGUUCCUGUAUAUUCCGCAGGAGUGA
Molecule: messenger RNA, 2262 nt
Organism: Aspergillus heteromorphus CBS 117.55
Lineage: Eukaryota; Fungi; Ascomycota; Eurotiomycetes; Eurotiales; Aspergillaceae
Product: SET domain protein
Exons: 5
Coding region: 136-2262 (708 amino acids)
Biological process (GO): peptidyl-lysine monomethylation
Molecular function (GO): protein-lysine N-methyltransferase activity; protein binding
Source: RefSeq, a predicted model, not a curated record